AUGAAGCGGCAAAACGUCCGCACACUAUCCCUUGUGGUCUGCACAUUUACAUAUUUGUUGAUCGGUGCCGCAGUUUUCGAUGCUUUGGAGUCCGAAACGGAGAGUAAGCGAUGGGAAGUACUGUCUGACAUGAGAAACGGUUUAAUACGUAGAUAUAACAUAACACCUGAAGACUACCAUAUGAUAGAGAUAGUUAUCAUUGAGAACAAGCCACACAAAGCUGGACCUCAGUGGAAGUUUGCCGGAGCCUUUUACUUUGCUACUGUAGUAUUGGCUAUGAUCGGUUACGGGCACUCUACACCUGUCACUUAUGGAGGAAAAGCAUUUUGUAUGGCUUAUGCAAUGGUUGGUAUUCCCUUAGGCCUGGUAAUGUUCCAGAGUAUUGGUGAGCGUCUGAAUAAGUUCGCGUCGGUAGUGAUACGUCGAGCCAAGUGCUACCUUCGGUGUAAUACUACAGAAGCAACUGAAAUGAAUCUCAUGUUUGCUACUGGGAUGCUCUCGUCCAUAAUUAUAACUACAGGUGCUGCUGUGUUUUCGCGCUACGAAGGCUGGAGCUACUUUGAUAGUUUCUAUUACUGUUUCGUUACACUAACUACUAUCGGAUUCGGUGAUUAUGUCGCCUUGCAGAACGAUCAAGCCCUGACCAGCAAGCCUGGGUAUGUGGCUCUGAGCUUAGUGUUCAUUCUGUUCGGACUAGCCGUGGUUGCUGCUAGCAUCAAUUUAUUAGUUCUACGAUUCAUGACUAUGCAAGCUGAAGACGCAGCCCGCGAUGAAGAAGAUAAAGAUGGGUCCAGAACUCUCCUGCCUAUAGAUGAACAUCCUAUAAUGGGCAGACAGAGAUCUCACGACGAUCAAGCAUCGGUAUGUUCAUGUAACUGUCUGGGUAACAAGCAGUGUGAAAGCGGUGCCCUACUGGAGGCCCCGCAGCGCCCGCAUCGCCUCCACCGCCGCGUGUCACUCGCGCUCACACCAGAACUCAUUGAGAGGGCUUCCGUCUAA
This is a messenger RNA of Spodoptera exigua (beet armyworm), 999 nucleotides long. The record is from the annotation of a GenBank genome assembly. NCBI's taxonomy places the organism in Eukaryota, Metazoa, Arthropoda, Insecta, Lepidoptera, Noctuidae.